GCGGCGUCUAGCCUGGGAGCGGCUGCUCCAGCGGCAGGGCCUGGUGGUCGGGCUGCCUGUCCUUCCCUUCCUUCCCCGCCCAGACUCGGAGUUCUGCAGGAGGGACCGGAGCCGCGGCGCUAGGAUGGGAAACAGUGCCCUCCGCGCUCAUGUGGAAACCGCGCAGAAAACUGGUGUCUUUCAGCUUAAGGACCGUGGGCUGACCGAGUUCCCUUCAGAGUUACAGAAGCUGACGAGCAAUCUCAGGACCAUCGACUUAUCCAACAACAAGAUCGAGAGCCUACCGCCUAUGAUUAUAGGGAAGUUCACGCUGCUGAAGAGCCUCUCCUUGAACAACAACAAACUGACUGUUCUUCCUGGUGAGUUAUGCAAUCUGAAAAAACUAGAGACGCUAAGCCUAAACAACAAUCACUUGAGAGAGUUGCCGUCUACCUUUGGGCAACUGUCUGCCCUCAAGACCCUGAGCCUCUCUGGGAACCAGCUGCGAGCACUACCACCCCAACUUUGUAACCUACAGCACCUGGAUGUGGUGGAUCUCUCCAAGAACCAGAUUCGGAGCAUACCUGACAUAGUGGGGGAGCUGCAGGUCAUCGAACUGAACCUCAACCAGAACCAGAUAUCUCAGAUCUCAGUAAAGAUAUCUUGCUGUCCUCGCCUUAAAGUUCUUCGCCUGGAAGAGAACUGCCUUGAGCUCAGCAUGCUUCCACAGAGCAUCCUCAGUGAUUCCCAGAUCUGUCUGCUUGCUGUGGAAGGCAACCUUUUUGAAAUAAAGAAACUUCGAGAACUAGAAGGCUAUGAUAAGUACAUGGAGAGGUUCACAGCCACCAAGAAGAAGUUUGCUUGAUGUUCUCCACAAGCAUGGGAAUCCUUAUAGGACGUUGAUUUGGAACCUGCUGCAAUCUGGCUGAAGCAAAGGCUCCUGUUGCUGUCAAGGAUGUCUGCAGUAAGGAGCUGAUACUCCAGGAGAUUAUAUUGCAUUUGAUCUCUUUCCUUUCCAGAGUUUACCUUAAAUAAGCUAAAAGGAAUCAACAGACAGGAAGAAUUCUCCGUUUUGAGUCAUGAAUAGGGAAAUGGACAAUGUUGAUCUUCAAAUCAUCAUUAGUUUGGUUUUAAGAAACCAAUAGCUAGUUGCUAUUUAUACAGUGAAGGGAUGCUGCCUGGUAAUAGAAUAGCUCCACGCCACAGCUUGAAAUUUCAUGUGUAGUUGCAAUGAGUGAGCUUUCAUAAAAUCAGCUGCCAUCCCACUUCUGUGUUAACAUUUCCCAUUUUUAUGAUAUUGAAAUAACUUGUUGAGAGGCUGCUAUGGUUAAUCUAAGGAUCUGUGUUUUGUUCCAGUCCAUCAGUUCAAUUAUAGUAUUUAUACUUGGAAUUUAGGAUGUACAUAAAUGUGUGACUGUCUUGAUUAAAAGUGUACCUUGUCAGAGAAGCUUCAAUACAACACUAAGAUGUUCCCAAGGCUGCAGUAGCAACUUCUUUACUAUUGUAGGUGCCUUACUGGUAGAGGGCUCUGAAGAGCUAAAACCAUAUAUGCAAAACUUGUAAGAUACAAGGGUUUUAAUAAUCAAGAUUUUCCUGAAGUUUUGUUAGAAAUAAUCUUAUUUCUGGUAAUCCUUUUCUCCUUUUUGUAUUUUAUAACUCUACUAAUCAAAUUACCUGUCAAAAAGCAACUAUAGUAUUUUAAAACAACCUAUGUUUAUCAAGUUUAUUCUCUGAAUGAGAGAAUAUAUUAAAUAAAGAAUUUUUAAUGAACUUUUUGGCUAGAAGGAAGGUUCAUCCUUUAAAAGAAGACAGGAGCCCUAACCAGUUUGGCUCAGUGGAUAGAGCGUCUGCCUGCGGACUCAAGGGUCCCAGGUUCGAUUCCGGUCAAGGGCAUGUACCUUGGUUGUGGGCACAUCCCCAGUAGGGAGUGUGCAGGAGGCAGCUGAUCAAUGUUUCUCUCUCAUUGAUGUUUCUAGCUCUCUAUCCCUCUCCCUUCCUCUCUGUAAAAAUCAAUAAAGUAUAUUAAAAAAAAAGAAGACAGGAAAACUAACUUGUAAAUGGCCUUUUGUUUGAAAAUAAACUGACUAGGAAGAAAUGUUUCAUGUUGAGGUUGCAUAAGUACUGCAAUGCCUUCAUGUGACUGAUAAACAUCUUGUGGUAGUGGAACCAUGUUUAUUAAGAGAAACUGAAGGUACAAAGUUAGAUGGUUUCAAAUUGUUACUGAUAGGAAUAUUUAUAAAGCUACCACUCUGUCAUUUUUUGAAGUUUUGUCUUGUCCAAGGGGCUAUUAUUUACAAUAUAUUUACAGUUCUUGUUUUACGAACCUAGUUUUAUCUUUAUGUCAAGAGAUCAUAGGAGUCUAGUAUUUAAUCUAUAUGAGGAAGUUUCUCUGACCUUCAGUCUGGUCUGGGUUUUCUUUUUCCCAUGUUAUUUUCUGUUUCUCAAUUUGGGGAGGAAUAGUUUAUCAUUCUUGAGUUUUAUUCAAAAAAUAAACUUUAAUGCUUAAUCUUA
This is a messenger RNA of Eptesicus fuscus (big brown bat), 2490 nucleotides long. RefSeq names its product leucine rich repeat containing 57 (gene LRRC57). Gene Ontology annotation, molecular function: protein binding. Bases 125 to 844 code for a protein of 239 amino acids. The transcript has 6 exons. The record is from RefSeq and is a predicted model, not a curated record. Lineage: Eukaryota; Metazoa; Chordata; Mammalia; Chiroptera; Vespertilionidae.